Boleophthalmus pectinirostris (great blue-spotted mudskipper) is the source of this 5032-nucleotide messenger RNA. Its product is annotated as probable cyclin-dependent serine/threonine-protein kinase DDB_G0292550. Lineage: Eukaryota; Metazoa; Chordata; Actinopteri; Gobiiformes; Gobiidae. The record is from RefSeq and is a predicted model, not a curated record. The transcript has 11 exons. The annotation marks the transcript as partial.
GCUGCUCCAACAACCACAACAGCCAUUCAAACUACAACCGCUGCUCCAACUACAACAGCAGCUCCAACCACAACAACAGCUGGUCCAACUACCACAACAGUCACUCCAACUACAACAGCAGUUCCAACAACAAAAACAACAGCUGAUCCACCAACAACAACUGCUGCCCCAUCUACCACAACAGCUACUCCAACAACCACAACAGUCACUCCAACUACAACUGCUGCCCCAACCACAACAACAGCUGGUCCAACUACCACAACAGCGACUCCUACUACAACAGCAGCUCCAACCACUACAACAGGUGCUCCAACAACAACAGUAGUUCCAACAACUACAACAGCUGCUCCAACAACAACAACUGCUCCAACUACUACAACCGCUGCCCCAUCUACCACAACAGCUGCUCCAACAACCACAACAGCCACUCAAACUACAACCACUGCUCCAACUACAACAGCAGCUCCAACCACUACAACAGCUGCUCCAACUACAACAGCAGCUCCAACAACAACAACUGCUCCACCAACUACAACUGCUGCUCCGACUACCACACCAUUGUUUCCAACUACAACAGCAGCUCCAACUACUACAACAGCUACUCCAACUACAACAGCAGCUCCAACCACUACAACAGUCACUCCAACUACAACAGCAGCUCCAACCACUACAACAGUCACUCCAACUACAACAGCAGCUCCAACAAGUACAACUGCUGCCCCGACUACCACAACAGCUGCUCCAACAACCACAACAGUCACUCUAACUACAACAGAAGCUCCAACAACAACAACUGCUCCACCAACUACAACUGCUGCUCCGACUACCACACCAUUCAACUCCGACUACAACAGCAGCUCUAACCACUACAACAGGUGCUCCAACAACAACAGUAGCUCUGACAACAACUACAGCCGCUCCAACAAUUACAACAGCUGCUCCAACAAGUACAACAGCUGCUCCCACAAGUACAACCGCUGCUCCAACAACCACAACAGUCACUCCAACAACAGAAGCUCCAACAACAACAGCUCUGCUCCAACUACCACAACAGUCACUCCAACAACAGCAGCUCCAACAACAACAGCUGGUCCAACAACUACAACGGCUGCCCCGGCUACCACAACAGCUGCUCCAAAAACCACAACAGUCACUCCAACUACAACAGCAGCUCCAACAACAACAGCUACUCCGACAACAACGACAGCCGCUCCAACUACAACAGCAGCUCCAACCACUACAACAGCUGGUCCAACUACCACAAUAGUCACUCCAACUACAACAGCAGUUCCAACAACAACAACAACAACAACAACUAGUCCACCAAUUACAACUGCUACCCCAUCUACCACAACAGCUACUCCAACAACCACAACAGUCACUCCAACUACAACAGCAGCUCCGACAACAACAACAACUAGUCCACCAACUACAACUGCUGCCCCAACCACAACAACAGCUGGUCCAACUACCACAACAGUCACUCCAACUACAACAGCAGCUCCAACAACAACAACAACAACUGGUCCACCAACAACAACUGCUGCCCCAUCCACCACAACAGCGACUCCUACUACAACAGCAGCUCCAACCACUACAACAGGUGCUCCAACAACAACAGUAGUUCCAACAACUACAACAGCUGCUCCAACAACAACAACUGGUCCAGCAACUACAACUGCUGCCCCGACUACCACAACAGCUGCUCCAACUACCACACCAUUGACUCCAACUACAACAGCAGCUCCAACUACUACAACCGCUGCCCCAUCUACCACAACAGCUGUUCCAACAACCACAACAGUCACUCCAACUACAACAGCAGCUCCAACCACUACAACAGCUGGUCCAACUACCACAAUAGUCACUCCAACUACAACAGUAGUUCCAACAACAACAACAACAACAACUAGUCCAUCAACUACAACUGCUGCCCCGACUACCACAACAGCUGCUCCAACAACCACAACAGUCACUCCAACAACAGCAGCUCCAACAACAUCAGCUGUUCCAACCACUACAAAAUCCACCAACUACAACUGCUGCCCCAUCUACCACAACAGCCGCUCAAACUACCACAACAGUCACUCCAACUACAACAGCACCUCCAACAACAACAACUGGUCCACCAAUUACAACUGUUGCCCUGACUACCACAACAGCUGCUCCAACUACCACACCUUUAACUCCAACUACAAUAGCAGCUCCAACUACUACAACCGCUGCCCCAUCUACCACAAAAGCUGCUACAACAACCACAACAGCCACUCAAUUUACAACAGCCGCUCCAACUACAACAGUAGCUCCAAAAACUACAACAGCUGCUCCAACAACCACAACAGUCACUUUAACUACAACAGCACCUCCAACAACAACAGCUGCACCUCCAACAACAACAACUGGUCCACCAAUUACAACUGCUGCCCCGACUACCACAACAGCUGCUCCAACUACCACACCUUUGACUCCAACUACAACAGCAGCUCCAACUACUACAACCGCUGCCCCAUCUACCACAACAGCUGCUACAACAACCACAACAGCCACUCAAUUUACAACAGCCGCUCCAACUACAACAGUAGCUCCAAAAACUACAACAGCUGCUCCAACAACCACAACAGUCACUUUAACUACAACAGCACCUCCAACAACAACAGCUGCAACUACAACUGCUGCCCCAUCUACCACAACAGCGACUCCUACUACAACAGCAGCUCCAACCACUGCAACAGGUGGUCCAACAACAACAGUAGUUCCAACAACUACAACAGCUGCUCCGACAACAACUGGUCCAGCAACUACAACUGCUGCCCCGACUACCACAACAGCAGCUCCAACCACACCAUUGACUCCAACUACAACAGCAGCUCCAACUACUACAACCGCUGCCCAUCUACCACAGACAUCAUCUCCAACAACAACAGCUGCUCCAGCUACCACAACAGUCACUCCAACAACAGCAGCUCCAACAACAAUAGCUGGUCCAACUACCACAACCGUCACUCUAACUACAGCAGCAGCUCCAACAACAACAACUGCUCCACCAACGACAACUGCUGCUCCGACUACCACACCAUUGUUUCCAACUACAACAGCAGCUCCAACUACUACAACCGCUGCCCCAUCUACCACAACAGCUGCUCCAACAGCUGCUCCAACUACAACAGCAGCUCCAACAACUACAACAGCUGCUCCAACAACCACAACAGUCACUUUAACUACAACAGCAUCUCCAACAACAACAACUGGACCACCAACUACAACUGCUGCACCAACAACCACAACAGCCACUCCUACUACAACAGCAGCUCCAACCACUACAACAGGUGCUCCAACAACAACAGUAGCUCCGACAACAACUACAGCCGCUCCAACAACCACAACAGCCACUCAAACUACAACCACUGCUCCAACUACAACAGCAGCUCCAACCACUACAACAGCUGCUCCAACUACAACAGCAGCUCCAACCACUACAACAGCUGGUCCAACUACCACAACAGUCACUCCAACUACAACAGCAGUUCCAACAACAACAACAACAACAACAACAAGAACUGGUCCACCAACUACAACUGCUGCCCCAUCUACCACAACAGCGACUCCUAUUACAACAGCAGCUCCAACCACUACAACAGGUGCUCCAACUACAACAGCAGUUUCAACAACUACAACAGCAUCUCCAACAACAACAGCUGCUCCAGCUACCACAACAGUCACUCCAACAACAGCAGCUCCAACAACAAUAGCUGGUCCAACUACCACAACCGUCACUCUAACUACAGCAGCAGCUCCAACAACAACAACUGCUCCACCAACGACAACUGCUGCUCCGACUACCACACCAUUGUUUCCAACUACAACAGCAGCUCCAACUACUACAACCGCUGCCCCAUCUACCACAACAGCUGCUCCAGUAACCACAACACCCACUCAAACUACAACAGCUGCUCCAACUACAACAGCAGCUCCAACAACUACAACCGCUGCCCCGACUACCACAACAGCUGCUCCAACAACCACAACAUUCACUCCAACAACAGCAGCUCCAACAACAACAGCUGUUCCAACCACUACAACAGCAGUUUCAACAACUACCAGACUCCAACAACAACAGCCUCCCCAACAGUCACUCCAACUACAACAGCAGCUCCAACAACAACAGCUUUCGACAACAACGACAGCCGCUCCACUACAACAGCAGCUCCAACCACUACAACAGCUGGCUCCAUCAACUACAAACGUUCUUCAACAACCACAACAUCCACCAACUACAACCGCUGCCCCAUCUACCACAACAGCUGCUCCAACAACCACAACAGUCACUCCAACAACAGCAGCUCCAACAACAACAGCUGUUCCAACCACUACAACAGUAGUUACAAAAACAAUGACAGCUGCUCAAACUACAACAGCAGCUCCAACCACUACAACAGUCACUCCAACUGCAACAGCAUUUUCAACAACUACAACAGCAUCUCCAACAACAGCUGCUCCAACUACCACAACAGUCACUCCAACUACAACAGCAGCUCCAACAACAACAGCAGCUCCAUCAACUACAACAGCUUCUUCAACAACCACAACAGUCACUCCAACAACAGUAGCUCCAACAACAACAGCUGGUCCAACAAGUACAACCACUGCCCCGACUACCACAACAGCUGCUCCAACAACCGCAACAGUCACUCUAACUACAACAGCGGCUCCAACCACUACAACAGUAGUUCCGAAAACAACGACAGCUGCUCCAACAAGUCCAACCCCUGCCCCGACUACCACAACAGCUGCUCCAACAACCACAACAGAACUUCCGACAACAACGACAGCUGCUCAAUCUACAACAGCAGCUCCAACCACUACAACAGGUGCUCCAACAACAACAGCAGCUCCAACCACUACAACAGCUGGUCCAACUACCACAAUAGUCACUCCAACUACAACAGCAGUUCCAACAACAACAACAACUAGUCCACCAAUUACAACUGCUACCCCAUCUACCACAACAGCUGCUCCAACAACCACAACAGUC